Messenger RNA from Amaranthus tricolor (Joseph's coat), 1604 nucleotides. Its product is annotated as serine carboxypeptidase-like 2. NCBI's taxonomy places the organism in Eukaryota, Viridiplantae, Streptophyta, Magnoliopsida, Caryophyllales, Amaranthaceae. Gene Ontology annotation, biological process: proteolysis; secondary metabolic process. Gene Ontology annotation, molecular function: serine-type carboxypeptidase activity; acyltransferase activity, transferring groups other than amino-acyl groups. The coding region runs from base 1 to 1434 and encodes 477 amino acids. The record is from RefSeq and is a predicted model, not a curated record. The transcript has 14 exons.
AUGAGAAGUGUCAACUUAAGCUUCUAUACAUUACUUAUAAUUCAUUUUAUUUUUAUUAUUACAUGCAUUUUGUUAAAUUCAGAAUUUCAUGCUGCUGAAUCUCACUCUCAUAAGGUUAAAUACCUCCCUGGCUUUGAUGGUCCUCUUCCUUUCUCACUUGAAACUGGAUACAUCGGGGUAGAGAGAGGUGAUAUACAAUUGUUCUACUAUUUCUUUGAGUCGGAAAAUAAUCCAAAGGAAGAUCCGCUCCUAGUUUGGCUGCCCGGAGGUCCUUUAUGCUCUGGCAUGUCCGCCAUCCUUUACGAAAUUGGACCUAUACAAUUAGAAGAUACAGAUAAUUUUGAAAUUCUACCAAAGGUGAUUUUGAGGCAAUAUUCAUGGACUAAGAGUGCAAGCAUACUAUUUAUGGACUCUCCAGUGGGUACCGGCUAUUCUUAUGGUACUACUACUCAUGCAAAAUAUACCGGUGAUUUUAAGGCAUCUCGUAAUCUCAAUGAAUUUCUUCGAAAGUGGUUAUUGAAUCAUCCACAAUUUCUUUCAAAUGCGUUGUACCUUGGUGGGGAUUCAUAUUCGGGGUUUCCUCUUCCACUCUAUUUUGUCGAUAUGAUUUCAGGUAAUGAAAAUGGACUACAACCAUACCUGAAUCUCAAGGGUUAUAUCUUGGGAAAUCCUGCCACUGAUAAACUUAUCGAUGGAAAUUAUCAAGUUGCUUUUGCCCAUGGCAUGGGCUUCAUUUCUGAUGAAUUUUAUGAGUCAAUACAAAGAACUUGUGGAGGUAAGUAUCAAAUGGUGGACGAAAGCAACAAAGAGUGUAAAAAGCAGAUCAAAACUUUUGAAUGGGGCCUUAUCGGAAUAACUACCGUAAUGGUAAUCGAAAAUUAUUGCAAUAUUAAAUCCCUAAGACUGCCUGAAAUCUCUCAUACAAAUAGAAGACUUGUAGUUGACAAUGACAAGAACAUGCUUCAUCCCAAACAACUUGGUGCCUUCAAUUGUCGUUACGAAAGAUAUCUACUUUCUCCACGAUGGAUGAAUGAUGUGAGUGUUCGAGAAGCUCUUCAUGUUCGCAAGGAACCAUUUGUUGAAUGGAAAAGAUGCAAUUAUAAUCUGUCCAAGUAUUCAUACGAGAUAUUGAGUAGUGUUCCAUAUCAUGUCAAACUAAGUGCUAAAGGGUUUCGAUCUUUAAUAUAUAGUGGAGAUCAUGACAUCAUAGUUCCAUUCCUGGGUACCCAAGCAUGGAUAAGAUCCUUGAAUUAUUCGAUUGUAGAUGAUUGGCGAAGAUGGGUUGUUGAUAACCAAGUGGCAGGAUUCACGAGAACAUAUGCCAAUAGGAUGACAUUUGCAACUGUUAAGGGAGGUGGACACACGGCUCCAGAGUACAAACCUAAAGAGUGUGCUUCCAUGUUUCGGAGAUGGAUUCAAGGCGAACCUCUUUAAUAUUUUUCUUGCUUUAUCCUAAUAAAGUCGUAUUUAUAUAAUGAACUCAAAAUGAUAUUCAUAAAAUUACAAAUAUUUAAUUACAUAAUACGUUUUUUUAUGAGCUCGUGUCUCGAAUUUGUCUUUGUGUCACAACCCUCAAAUUUUAAUUAUCACUCAUGUUGCUCUAA